Messenger RNA from Momordica charantia (bitter melon), 663 nucleotides. RefSeq lists its product as uncharacterized. The record is from RefSeq and is a predicted model, not a curated record. Lineage: Eukaryota; Viridiplantae; Streptophyta; Magnoliopsida; Cucurbitales; Cucurbitaceae.
AUGUCGGUUUUCAGCGUCGAGGUUGGCAAAAAACCGACCCCGACCGGCCGAUGCUCACCCCUAGUACAAGCUCUGCCACCCCCACAUUUUCAUGCUCCUCAAGGCGAGGCCCAAUUCAUUAAGGAUUUUAAGCAUUACGGACCCCCCACCUUUGACGGAGGAAGUGAGAAAGCGACAGCAUCAGAAGAGUGGGUCAGAGAGUUGGAAGCUUUUUACGUGUACCUAGGUUGCGCGGACCAGUUCAAGGUUAAGGGUGCGGUCUUUAUGUUGAGGGGUGAGGCCCUAAAUUGGUGGGACUCAAUAGCAACGGCGGAAGACCUCGCUAACGUACCGAUCACAGACUGUGAACGAUACGAAAGAAGCAGAGUUUCUCCAUCGCAAUAUGAAAGGAAGUUUACGGAACUCUCCUGUUUUGCUCUGGAAUUCAUUCCCACCGAGGCAGUGAAAAUCAAGAGGUUUUUUAAAGGUUUACGCAAAGGGAUCAGAGCACCAGUGGAUCUUCAGCCACCCGCCUCCUAUGCGGAAGCAGUUAGGGGCGCCUUAAUUAUGGACAAGGAUGUUACUAGCAAGGCCCAACCUCUACUGGAAGUCAGUUCGUCUUCAGGUGUGAAGAGGAAUUAUGCCGACCAGCCAUUUAGAGUACCUCAGUACCAGGCUCAGUAG